CAGCGGGCUUGUUUGAAAUGAGGAAGCCAUAAAAAAGCAAAAGCGUCUCUGCUGUUAUUGACAACCAUCAUGUGCGGCGUUGUUGUACUAAAACAGACAUUAUAAUGCCAUUUGGAUACGCGCUACUUUUGGAACAUGUUGUUUCGUAGCUCUGACUUGACUAGGAACUUUACCCGCACCAGCAAAAGGAAGUAAACAUUAAUGGCUAACGCUAGCUAAGUUAGCUUGCAGCGGCGUCGCGUCUUUGCCUUGCCACUGUCCUUGCCUCAUUAUUGCGCGUUAAAGCGCACAUCGAAAAGCCACAAUGUCCUCCACGGACAUCCCUCGUAUGCUUGCACUGGAGGAGGAAGUGAGGAGUUUGUCAGAGGACCUGAUGCAAUGUCAGGCCGAUAAAGACUUUGUGUGGUCCCUGUGGAAACGCCUGCAAGUAGCCAAUCCAGACUUGACCCAAGCUGUGAGUUUGGUGGUUGAGCGUGAGAAGCACAAAGCUGAGAUGAAGGACAGGAAGGUGCUGCAGAUCCUCCAAACCAAGGACGACAAGAUACAGGAUCUGGAGGAGCAAGUGUCAAGGAAGCAGCAAGAGAUAAACAAGCUGCUCCAGAGACGGAUGGCCACCGACGACGAGGGUUCUUUAAUGAAGAACGAGCUAGAAGCUGUGCGUCAACAGCUGCUCCGCACGAGCUCGGAACUUCAGGAAUUGAAGACGCAGUGUAGGAGGAAAGAGGAGGCGGCGCAGCAAGUGGUCCGGGCUCUCGAGGAGGAGAAAGAGGGAUUAACGUCCCGCUGUGUCGCCCUGCAAGCUGACCUGGAGGAGAGAGAGAGGCAGGCCAGUGACCAUCGUGACCAGAGGGAGGCUGCCCAGGCCAGAGUCAAGGAUUUAGAGGAAGAAUCGGGCCGAGUUCUGCAGGAGGUAUCCAGGUUGCAGAACCAUAGUAGUACUUUGGCAGCUCGUGUCUCCAUCAAAGAACAGGAGGUGGCAACAAAAGAGGAUCAGCUCCAUAAACUUGGCUGCGAGUUGGCAGAAGUGCAGACGUUGUAUAAACGGAGCACAGAGCACACGGCGGCGCAAAGCCAUCUGAUCAAGCAACUGGAGGGACUCAACAUGGACACGCAGAGAGUGCUGAGGAACCAGGAAGAGGCGCAUACUGCUGACAACACCUCCUGUCAGAGGCUGUACAGCGAGUUGAGUCAGUGCUACCAGAACCUAAUGUCAAGCGAGGCCAAGCUCCGCCAGAGCCACCAGGAGCUGAGCAGCCAGCUGUCUCAGAAAGAACAGCAGAUACUGCAACUCCAGGCCCAGCUACAACAGCGUGAACAUCAGGAUGAGGAGCAACUUCCACCACAGCCACAGGCCCUGCAGACAGCAAUAUACACCUCGACCAUCAGGCAAACCAACUUAAAAGCAGCAGCACCCAAGGAUGGCGUCGCCACAUCUGGGAGGAUUAAUUGUGAGGUGCCAGAGGACAAGGCCCUGCUGCACAUCUCUACUGUCAGAAGGCAGCAGGGUGCGCCCAUGCAGCGAUCCAGGUCUCUGUCCCCAGCCAGCACUGCCGAGAUUGAUCGUGGGAGAAGACGAGGAGCAGAACAAAGGAUUGAAGACCUUGAGGAGUUGCUCCAACUGAAAGUGGAGGAGAACGAAGAGCUGAGGAAGGCCCAUGAUCGGCGACGCGAACGCCUGUGUGUGGUUCAGAAAAACUACAAGGCUGUUAAAGACCAGUUGAAGGAGGCUGAAAGAGCAGAUGACAUACCACGUGGAAGGUUGCCACGUGCACAGCCAUGGCAGCUCAGACAAGAGGACAGCGACGCCGUGUGGAACGAGCUAGCCUACUUCAAAAACCUCACCAGGAAACUCACUCUGGAGAAGACCGGGUUGGAUGAAGAACUGGACAUGCUGCGAGUCCAGUCUGCAGUAGACCGGGCCACUGUGAAAGAACUCCACCUCUGUCUCACUGAACAACACCAGGAGCUGCUUGGCAAAGUGGUGGAGCAGCGUCGGGUCAGAAGAAGCACUCUGAAAAAGCCCUCUGUUUCUUCACAGCGAUUUGAAGAGUCGUUUAAAAAGAUUGAGCAGCUGGAGCGGAGGAUGAUGUCCCUGGAGGGGGAGAGCGAACGGCUGAGGGAAGAGAAACAGCAGCUCCUUGAGGCCAAUGAAGAGUUGGCCCGCGACUGCCGCAAACUCCAAGCCUCGCUGGAUCACAUGCAAACCCAGGAAGCUCUCGCCGCACAGGCUUUGGCCCAGGGGGAGCGUCAUCGCGGCGAGAUUGUGGCUCUCGAAGCCCGGCUGGCUGCCUCUCGGAAAGAGUCCUCCAAGCUCCAUGAUCAGUUGAUGAAGCUGAGGCAGGAGUUGGGUGUUCUCAGGGCGGCCCGCGACUUCUACAGGAACCGCUCGAUGGGACCGGCACGGCUUGGUGGGACCACUAGCAGCAUUAGCGGCAAGGCUAAGUUGAAAACAAUUAAGCUCAGAGGUUCCAGCCAUCGAAGCGUCAUUCCCAAUCAAGCUGUCAGCUGGCAAGGCCGCAGCCCCAGUCCCUCUAAGGACGAGUGGGAGGACAUGAGCGUGGCGAGCGACAGUGAAGAAUACUCAGACAGCCUCGACAGUGCACCCUCGGGGACGACACCUCAUAGACUACACAAGAGAAAGUUCGACAGGUGUCAGCCGGCUGCAGAGGCGCAGGUGCUGGCGGCGACAAGCAGGAAGCAUGCUGAUGUCGGGGAUCAAGGUAGCGCAGACAACAAACGGCACAAGCGCUGGGAACGUGGGACGAGAGGCGAGAAGAGGAGGAAACGGAUGCUCAUAAAGACCCAUCACGGUGCUGCCUCCUCCUCCUUCUCCACCUCCUCCUCCCUGCUGCAGCGAGUGGAGUCCCUACAGCGGCACAUCAACGUGCUGCGUCGUGCCAGGAAAGAUGCUGUGCUCUCAGCCCAAGAGCUGCAGAGGGCCAAUGAGAAGAUCACAGGACAGCUCAUCUCACUCACUGAGAAACUGAGCAGCAGCAAGCAGCUCACACAGAAGCUCACCUCUGAGCUGGCGGGUGUGGAACAGCAGAAGAAGGUCCUGGAGAUGGAGGUGGAGCAAUGGAGACAGAGUACAUUCCCUCAUCACACGAUGCAAUCGCCAGUAAAUGCCGAGUGCUCCUGCCGGACCCUGGAGGCCGAGGUCAAACAACUGCAAGCCAAAAUCAGGAGUACAAGUGCGGAGGUCACGAGGCAGGUGGCGGCUAACAAAGCCCUGCGAGGCCAACUGCAGGAGAAGGACGACAAGCUCCGCCAGCUGCAGGACAAAGCAAGCCACGCCGAGCGAGACGCAGGAAUGAAAAGGCAGCUGGUGGACGACCUGAAGACCAGGCUGAAGUUCCUGCAAGAGAUGGAGAAGAGUGCCCGCAGCCAGGUGGAGGAGCUGGAGAAGAAGGUCAAGUCGUUAUCAGAGGAAGCCUCCAACAGAAAGGCCUUCAUUGAGUCUCUAAAGAGGAGGCUGAAUGUGGCCACCACAGAGAAAAGCCAGCAUGAGGCCUCCUGCACCAAACUAAAGGAUGACCUGGAAAAAAAGGAGCAGCGCAUUCAUGCCCUCCAGACUCGUGUGGGAGCCAGCGAGCAGGCCUUGGCUAGUCUGGAACACGACGCCACUACGCAAAUGGAGAGAAUGACCCAGCAGAGCUCCCAAGCUUUGGACGGGCUUCAGAGGCAACUUGGCCAGGCCUCCUCCCAGCUGGAGCAGCUUCACUCUUUCAUCAAGGCCCUGGCGAGUGAGAUACUUUUAGAGGUGCGCGAGGUCAAGCAGCAGCUGAUGAAGAGGAGGAGGUUGAGGCAGGCCGGCGCCUCAGCCAAGUCCAUGAUCAAAGCCAAGUCCAUUGCUGCCUCCAUCCUCAAUAUGUCGGAGAACGAUCUGGCAGACAUAAUGGACUCAGACCAGGGGACAGAGACUCUUUCAGAUCAGGAUUGGCUGGAUCAUCUAAACCACAUCCUCCAGCAAAAGAUCCCCUCUGCUGGCCAGCUAAUGGAGGCUUUGUGCGUGAAGAUGAAGGAGAGGAAAGUGCUGACAGAAGAGCUGGCCACGCUGGCAGGAGCCGCAGCAGUCAGCGAAAAAGCCUGACUCCCCGGGCUGAGGCUGGGAAAACUGUCAUCCUCUUCUUUUUCCUCUACCAUCCCCCCCCCCCCCCCACCACCCUUUUACCCCGCUCCGACUCGGUGGGAACUCGAACCGAGCUCUGUAUUUGCGAAAGGGAAGUGCUUCGAACCCACAGCGGGCCGAGUUUUUGUAAUGAGCCCUGGACAUCUGUGUUAGCGCCCACUGUCUGUCAGAGAAAAGGUCUUUGUAGCGCCUCUACUCUCAGCCAAGACCUGGGGUGAUGCUUACACUAAGCCUACACUUUUAUUUCCCUUUCCCUCAUUUGGGAUAUCAAAUACUUUGAGGUACGGGGACUCGACCUAACAACACUUUGACAGUCUUGAGGUUUUUACUCUUUUAUGGGAUUUUUUCAUUCAUUCAUUUUCUACCGCUUAUCCUCACGAGGGUUGCGGGGGAUGCUGGAGCCUAUCCCAGCUGUCUCCGGACGAGAGGCGGAGUACACCCUGGACUGGUGGCCAGCCAAUCACAGGGCUCAUAUAGACAAACAACCAUUCACACUCACAUUCAUACCUAUGGACAAUUUGGAGUCGGAAUUAACCUAGCAUGUUUUUGGAAUGUGGGAGGAAACCGGAGUACCCGGAGAAAACCCACGCAUGUACGGGGAGAACAUGCAAACGCCAUACAGAGAUGGCCGAGCAGGGAAUCGAACCCGUGUCUCCUAGCUUGUGUGGUAAUUUCAUUCAGUCAUUCAUUUUCUACAUCUUAUCCUCACAAGGAUCGCGGGGGUGCUGGAGGCUAUCCCAGCUGUCUCCGGACGAGAGGCGGAGUACACCCUGGACUGGUGGCCAGCCAAUCACAGGGCUCAUAUAGACAAACAACCAUUCACACUCAAAUUCAUACCUAUGGACAAUUUGGAGUCGGAAUUAACCUAGCAUGUUUUUGGAAUGUGGGAGGAAACCGGAGUACCCGGAGAAAAGCCACGCAUGCAAACUCCACAUAAAGAUGGCCGAGGAUGGAAUUGAACUCGGGUCUCCUAACUGCAUGUCCUUUUCGGGGACAUCCUAAAUCAUGUAAAUUGCUGAAUAAAAAAACACCCAGAAAUUUGCACCAAAUUGUACGAUUAUAGAGAUUUUUUUAUUGUAAAGCAUGCAUAAUUGCGUCACUUUACCACUUUAAAUAUAUUGGGGAUCAGAAGCCUCUUUCCCUAAGAAAGGGUCUUCGAUCUUUGAAGGAAAUUGUAUAACAUUAUGCUUCCAUCAUUUGAAUAAUAAAGCCAUAUUUGUCAUCUCGUUCUGUAUUUUUCUCCUUCAGUUCAAAGGUCAUCUGUGAAGGUGGCUGACGACAGGGAGGAUCCGGCGCAGAUAUGAUGAUUGACAGCUGACCGGGAAGUGGGAGGGUGUUAACCCCUGCUGUUCAUCAUUAACAAGCGCACAGAGAACACAGGUUCCAUCCUUGACACCUUCUUCCCGCCGCUCUUAUUAUUAUUCACUCCGGAUAGGAAGGUCUCCUCUGUCCUUGAGCUGGCCUCCUACACAGGAGACCACCACCAUCUUUCUUCUCCCUCCCCUCACCUCCAUCUGAGUGCUUGUUUUUUCUUUUUGCUUUUCUUUACGUUAUGCAUAAUUAACAGCGCCAAAGAAUCUCUCCGUUAAAGAAUUUAAAAGAAGAAAUAAUUCCACUUUUUAAUCACUCCUUCCCUCCCUCCCUUCUCAAGUAUAUGCUAAUGAUGUCGUUUUCCUUUAUCUUUUUAUAAUAAAGGAUUAGGCCGAGGACUGUCUCCGACUGCAUCUCGGGGACCAAUUUAGCAGAGAUCCAGGAGAGACGAGCCCUGGUGGUUAAUUACCAUUCAUUAACAUAGUUUGCAUCUCCUCUGCUCCAAUACCCACGAGCCAGCUAUUGUCAAUAUUUGUCCCAUAUAAAUUCCUUGCCUGUUUUUUUUUUCCCCUCGUCUUUUUGUCGCUGUCCUAUACAGCGUCGCUAAUGACAAACAUUAAUAAUAACUCAGAGCAGUGAAAGCACCAUGCAAAUGAGCAGACUCAGCUUCCUUUUGCGUAGUCAACAUGUUUUUGCGCCGUGCUAUUCCUGUGACAUAUUCAAAUGCGGGCCCUCUCGGGUUUAAUUAACCUGGCCUUGCCUCUGACGCUCCCUUGGUGAAGACGUUAAAAUGCACAAAUGUCCCGCUCCAGACAUGUUUUUUUUUUCUCCCUGUGUCGGAAUGGCAUGCCGUUCCUUUCCCUUUCUUCGCCGUCCUCCUUGUCUUCCGCUCGUCUUCCCUUGUACUGCUCUCAUUAAGAGGGAGGCCUCCUUUGGGAGCAACUUUGAUCACUUCUUCCAAAUGCAAACUUCUCUUCCCUGUUUAUUCAUUCCGACUCUGUCAUUUCUCCGCCUCUGCCUUCACUUUGGCCACACUUAACAACGUCUCUCUUUUCCUGCCAAGGUCAAGCUCAUGUAUGGCGCCUUUUUCCCACUUCACCUCCACGCGACUCGCUGUUGGUGCAUUUCCCAUUGUCAACACAGGCUGACUGAGAAGAUACAUCACUUGUCACAUUAGAGAGCGGGAAAUGACAGUAGUUAACGCACAUGCUAACAUUAGCUAUGGAUGCUCCAUUUGGCUACAGUGGCCGGGACACUCCAUAGUCUCUACUUAGCUGCAAUGCUGUUUUUCCUCUUGAACCAAAUUUGUCUCAGUUAUUGUUGGCAUUUCUCAUGACGGAUUACCUCACCUUCCCUUGUCGCUGUGCCCAGUACUGGUUUAGUCCACAAUCUCCACUUUGCUGCAGGGUUCCAAAUUAUGGCUGCCCUCAGUCUCCAUUUGGACAAAAUGUCUUCUCGCCAUAGCUAACAAUGUGAUCCCUCUCAUGUCUCAUUUGGACCAAUACAUUCUUGACGUUACUAUCCCAAACUGAAACUAGUCUGUGCCAUGGAAAAGCAGCAAGACAAAAACAACACAUUCAGCAACUUCAUAUAGGACUGCAGCGCCACAUUUCCGACACUAUUCCUCCAUUCCUUCCGCCAUUCCCAGAGGGCCGUGGUCAUCAAAAGAGGAGCUUCUUGUCUUUAAGGUGAUGUUGAGGACACCAUCUGCCUUACUUUACUGUAAGAAGAGGUGGAUUAGCGACCCGAGGUCAACCAGUCCUUUAUUCCUUUUUCUUUUUCCCUUUUCCCUCCCAAGGCUUUAGAGAGGCCGCCGCCACGGGGAACGUCCACAGGGACAUAGAGUGUCAGAACACGAAUUAAAGGAUUGUAUGGACCAAGCCAGCACCUGAUAGAAAUACAGAAAUAGCUGUUCAUCACUCAAUUAAUGAAUAACGAGACCCUUAUUGGAUGAUUCUAUACUCUGUUAGUUUUGGGAAGGCAAUUUUUUGUUGCAUGCUUUGAUAACUUUGGCGUGUACGAAACCCUUCGAGGACAUUUUGGUCCAAAAUGACUGACCUCUGCUGCCAUUUUCUGCCAUCUUAUAGCUGUCCCAAUGUUUUUGUCAGUAUAGUGUACAUACCAGUUGGUGCUUUUUAGUCCCCCUUGGCUUUUCUGUUUGAUUCCUGCCUUAAGCAGAGAGGAGGCUCAUGCAGUCGUCAUGAUCAGUAGGGUUAUGUACACAACCUCUAUACCUUUUGAGGUAUUUCAGAUAAAGAUAAAGACUAUAAUUAGGGACCUUCCCUCCAUCCAGUGGAUCAAACAUGGAGGUUAUUAUAUAUGUGGCAAAAGCAUAUUUGGGUGCACGUCAUGUUAUUUCGAAGUGUGCCAAGUGGCGGCGUAAGAAAAGUGUGUCAGGAAAGUAAAGACAAACCACCAGAGAGGUUAAAUACGCAGAAAUUAUUGUUUUUGGAGGCGUACUACGGGCUUUACCCCGACCCUUCCCACCUGGCGCUUACACACACACACACACACCAGACUGAGAAUUAGCUAUCCCUGAAUGCUGCACUAUUAUACUCCACAGUCUCCAUUUGGCUGCUUUGUUGUUCUCUUGAUGCCCUCAGUCUCCUCUUGGAUACAAUUAGGCUCUAUUGGUUUUUUGGACGAGUGGUUAGCGUGCGGGUCUCACAGCUAGGAGACCCGAGUUCGAUUCUACCUUCCGGCAUGUCUGUGUCGGUUUUCUCCGGGUAUCCGGUUUCCUCCCACAUUCCAAAAACAUGCUAGGUUAAUUGGCGACUCCAAAUUGU
Doryrhamphus excisus (bluestripe pipefish) is the source of this 8226-nucleotide messenger RNA. NCBI's taxonomy places the organism in Eukaryota, Metazoa, Chordata, Actinopteri, Syngnathiformes, Syngnathidae. The record is from RefSeq and is a predicted model, not a curated record.